Molecule: messenger RNA, 999 nt
Organism: Plasmodium coatneyi
Lineage: Eukaryota; Apicomplexa; Aconoidasida; Haemosporida; Plasmodiidae
Product: DegP-like serine protease 1
Exons: 2
Coding region: 1-999 (332 amino acids)
Source: RefSeq, a predicted model, not a curated record
AUGAAGUUGUCUCUGCUAAGUUAUUCAUUCUCUGCGUCUGUCGCAUCGUUGGUGAUUAUUCGUGGGGGAAGUAACCCAUGGUGCGUUGCUGGACGGAUGGGUGAGGGGCCACCCCCAACUGAUCAUACGAACUAUGCACAGCAUAACUCAGGAAAGUUAGCAACGCAGAUUGGACAGACGGGGGAAGAGCAUGUUUACGAUACUGAAACGCAGGGAGGAGAUGACGAUGAAUUCAUAUUCAAUGAAGGGAUACCAACUGAUGGGAGUAAAAACAGCAAGGUUGAUCCCCCCUUCGUUGAAGACGCCCCCGCGUAUGUUAACCCCCUGGUGAAUUACAAACAAGUGGCUAAAAUGGAUGCACCCAAUGGAGAGGACAGGCUCCCCCUUAGUGACCUACACAAGGGGAGUAAUAACAACCCAAACGAGCGCACAAAGGAUGGAAAAGUCGAUCUUCCAACGCAACAAUAUGAAGCCUCAUUUAGGGAUAACGUCAUAGCAGGUGAACCACCUAGUGGAAGCAACUACCAAGGUGCAUCUACCACAUGGAGGCGAAAAAAAAAAAAAAACCUGUACCACAGAAUGAACCCAACAGAGCACAGUCUGUUGGAUAAGCAUCCCCACAGAGAGACGACCAAUCCAUAUGUAAGCAACUUCCAUGGUCGUCACUCCAACCAGGCGGUAGUGCAACACCGAGUAGGGAAACUCAAACUGAGGACCAACAGAGACGGUCAAAAAAUGGUAAAGGAUAUUCUCACCCCACAGGUGGUUAAAGUUAUGAAGGAGUACCUACUGAAGAGGCGGAAAAUAAACGCGAAUGGAAAUGCAAAUGGACGGAUGGACCAUUUGGGGGGUUCAUCCUCAGACCAGCUGCACAGGGAAGGUAGUCCACCCUGGGGGAACAGCUUAACUGGAAGCAGCAAAGUUAGUCAUCCUUUGAGGUUCUUUCCAGCGAAUUUGGCUCCCCACUCGGGUGACACACAACCGGUUCAUCAUAAGUGA